Molecule: messenger RNA, 1638 nt
Organism: Aedes albopictus (Asian tiger mosquito)
Lineage: Eukaryota; Metazoa; Arthropoda; Insecta; Diptera; Culicidae
Gene: Mipp2
Product: multiple inositol polyphosphate phosphatase 1
Exons: 2
Coding region: 137-1465 (442 amino acids)
Molecular function (GO): acid phosphatase activity; inositol phosphate phosphatase activity
Source: RefSeq, a predicted model, not a curated record
UUAUUUUGACGACCCGUUGUUUUCGGCUCGCCUGCCAGCCAGUCAGUGUUUGUUAUCAUUCUUCCGCAAGGAUUUAGUAUAAAACUAGAAAUCCUUGCAACUGUCCGUGAUAGUUCCUCGCGAAUGCAAUGCCAACAUGCCGUCUUCGUCGUCGUUGCUGCUGAUAGUCGUCAUCUGUGGGAUUUCGUUGGCCACGGUGCUGGUUCACGGUCAAGCCUGCUCGGAGAAACCUUGGGAGACCGUCCAUCGCCGGUUGGCCACCAAAACGCCGUACAGGCAUGUGUUCCGCGAUGGGGCAUACCUCCCGGUGCCAGGGGACAUCGACGGGUGUCAGGUGCGACGGACAUGGGGGUUGUUUCGACACGGAACACGCAAUCCGUCCAAGAAGGUGAUCGAUCGGAUGAACACGGACCUGGUGGACAUUCGGGACGACAUUCUUCAACAUGGCAAGCUUUGCAAGAAGGAGCUGGAAAUGUUCCAACGGUGGAAACCGAGGCUGAAAAUGGACCAGGAGAAGAUUCUGGUGGACGAAGGGGCAGACGAGAUGCAGCAGCUGGGCAAGCGAUUCCGGGCGCGAUACGGAAGGCAGUUGCCAGAUGAUUACCGGAAGGAGGAUUUCUACUUCAAAUUUACCAAAACGGAACGGGCUGAGAACAGCGCGAGGAACUUCAGUUUGGGACUGUUUGGCCGGACGGUGGAUGUGGAGUAUCCAACUGCGCUUUCCAGAGAUCCGGUAUUGAGAUUUUACAAACUCUGUCAACGAUGGAGAACAGAGAUAAAGGAAAACCCGAAAGCCGUCCAGGAAGUGGAAUUGUUCUACAACAGUAAGCCGAUGAAGGACAUUAUUGGCAGAAUCUCCAAGAAGGUCGGCACCUACCUGGAUGCCGACAGCAUCUACCUCAUGUACCAGGCGUGCGCUUUCGAGACGGCGUGGAGCAAGAAGCACACGUCUCCCUGGUGUACCUUGUUUGACAAAUCUACCAUCAAGCUGUUGGAGUUCGGCGAGGAUUUAGAGUACUACUGGAUCGAUGGCUAUGGGCACGAAUUGACGUACGAGCAGGCUUGCAGCGCCUUCGGGGAUUUGCUUAAGCGGUUCGAUGGGGAGCAUGAGCCGCACACGUUCUAUUUCACUCAUUCUGGGACGCUGCUGAAGGUCAUGGCUUUUCUCGGAAUGUACCGGGAUGACUUUACGUUGACGCACAAGGACUACGAGAGGAAGCGGCAGUGGAGGGUCAGCGAAAUCGAUGCGUUUGCAACGAAUUUGGUAUUCACCCAGCUUGAGUGCACCAACGGAACUCACGUCAUGCUCAACCAUCAGGAACGGCCGGUACAUAUUCCCGGAUGUCCGAGGGGACAAAUACUGUGCGAUUAUGACCACUUCAAGCGCUUAUUCGGCGAACGAAUGAGCAACUGCGCAUUUGAUACGAUGUGCUCACUAGAAGUGCCUCGAAGGGAUGAAUUGUAGGUAAGACGAUGCGAUGGUCUGUAUCGACGGAAAGCCUUUAGGAUGUUCAACGAACGACCCAAUUUGGUCGCUAAAUCUCAACAUUAUGGAAAUGUAUAGCUGCUUAUUCUAACAGGAAUCAAAACAAGAAUAAAUCCAACCAACUCAGUUGCUUAUUUUUAGUGGCUUUUAAA